This is a messenger RNA of Closterium sp. NIES-67, 2160 nucleotides long. NCBI's taxonomy places the organism in Eukaryota, Viridiplantae, Streptophyta, Zygnematophyceae, Desmidiales, Closteriaceae. The record is from the annotation of a GenBank genome assembly.
UCUCCUGGUGACUGAUCAACUAGGAGACGCAAAACUCAACCUUCAGUAAGGUGGGACGGUAGCUUUCCCCAACCUUUAGAUAAGACACGAGUAGCGCGACGGUAGUAUGUAAGAAGACCAGAUGCGGGCAAAUCUCCUCCUGCUCGGCUUCAGCACCUGUGGCAUCCCACCUUCACCCAUUUUCGUUCCCGCCCCGUCAGCACCACUGCAGCCGCCGCCAUUGCCCAGAUCAUCCCCCCUGGGCACCGGCGAAUUCGUCGUUCGAUCCCACCCAACCGCUCUUACUUCCGUGCUCUCAGGAAAGCCGAAUUUAGGAGGAAGAACCGGCGGGAAUCGAGGAGUGACGCGCGCUCGCGCCGCAAUGCAGCAGCAACAGCAACAGCAGUCAGUUGACGGCGACAUCGAGCGGGUAGCAGUGGGAUCAGGGCGAGACGGCAAAGGGGAAGUGGGUGGGUUCCCUCAGGAACUUGCGCAGAGGCUUCGCGAGGUGCAUCAGGAGCAUAUUGAGGAGCAAUGGCGGGAACUGAAGAGCGAGGAGGAGCGAGCUCGCCUGGUGGAAGCCGUCGAGGCAGUGGACGUGGAGCGAGCAGUGCGCGUGUUCAAGGCUUCCACCCACUCCACAAACAAUGCGCCAUCCACCCCCCUGCAGGUGGAGCCGGUGCCAAACGUGUGCACGGUGGAGGGGCGCUCCCCUGCCAGCGAGCAGCAGUGGCGGGAGCAGGGCCUGCAGGCGAUUGCCCAAGGAAGACUCGCCGUGCUGCUGCUGGCAGGCGGGCAGGGAACCAGGUUGGGCAGCUCAGCGCCAAAGGGAUGCUAUGACAUUGGUCUGCCGUCGCACAAGUCUCUCUUCCAGCUCAUGGCAGAGCGACUGCUGCGCAUGCAGACACUGGCCAUGCACGCCGCAGGCACAUCUGGUUCCUCUCCCGUGCGCAUCCCCUGGCUCAUCAUGACGUCACCCUUCACCCACCAGCCCAUCCUCGACUUCUUCGCUCACCACGGCUACUUCGGCCUCCUGCCCUCGCAGGUGCACCUUUUCCAGCAGGGGUCUGUGCCGUGCUUCACCAUGGAUGGCCGCAUCAUCCUCGAAACUCCCACCACGCUUUCCCAAGCGCCUGAUGGCAACGGUGGCGUGUACAAUGCACUGCAGGCCAGUGGGUUGCUGGAUCUGAUUGAGGCGCAGGGUGUCACGCACUUGGAGUGCUUCUCUGUUGACAACGCUCUGAUCCGAGUGGCAGACCCUCUCUUCCUCGGCUAUGUCAUGCAUGAGUCGGCCGACUGUGCUGCUAAAGUGGUGCAGAAGGCGUACCCAGAGGAGCGAGUGGGGGUGUUUGCGCGCACCAACCACGCACCUCUCAAACCCGCCCCCUCAGCCGCAGGCGAAGACAAUGGGCUGGUAACAGCAGUGAUGGAGUAUAGUGAGCUGCCCGAAGGGGUGGGCUCGUCUGUGGACGCAGCAACAGGCAAACUCAAGUACAACUGGAGCAAUAUCUGCAUUCACAUGUUCUCUGUGGAAUUCCUGCGCGCAGCAGCGCAGGCACUCAAGCGAGACUGCAUCCAUCACCUGGCAGUGAAGCAGAUCCCAUCAGUGCAGGGGGCAGUGCGGGGAGUGAAGCUAGAGCAGUUCAUAUUCGACGUCUUCCCGCUCGCCUCCACGCUCGCACUCCUAGAGGUGGUCCGCGACGAGGAGUUCUCGCCAGUCAAGAACGCCCCCGGUGCUGCUACCGACUCGCCCGACACGGCCCGGCAACACGUGCUGGCACUGCAUGGGCAGUGGGUGCGAGCAGCUGGCGGGAGGAUUGUUAGGAGGAAGGAUGGAGCGGAUAGUGAAGGGGUAGAGCGGACUGAGGGAGGGGAGGAGGAGGGUGCUGGGGUGGAGGUGUCUCCUCUUGUGUCGCAUUCAGGGGAGGGGCUGGAGGCGGUGUGUAAGGGAGAGGUGUUUGAUGCGCUGAGUGAGAUUAGAGGAUAGAGAAGACGGCAAGGGAAGGGGGGUGGAGUUGGACAUUGGGGGAAAGGGGGCAAAAGGAUUUGGGAACCAAAGCAACUGUUGGAUGGGAAGUUGCAUCGGUUGGUCUUCACGUAUAAAUCAUAUGUAGCAUAAAACAAUCAACAACCUCCUACGACUUUCUAUCUUGUGCAUGCUUUAUGGUCAUUUUUACAAGA